UCUCCGGAAGAUUUAAGCAUUGCUGAAUCCCGUGUGGGCACACCAGCCUCCGAGGCCAGGACCAUCCUGCGGAUGGCUGAGAGUCCUCUGGGGCCUGGCGACUCCGAAAAGAUUUCGUCACCAGAAGGUUUUUGGGGACAUUACCACACCACUUGUUUUCGUGGCUGCCUGCAGGUGACGAUGGCCGUGUGAGCAUCCGCCAUGGCCAACCGGAAGCGUCAGAGCACAGCGAGCAGCAUGCUGGACCACAGGGUGAGGCCAGGCCCCAUCCCCCAUGGCCAGGAGCCCGAGAGUGAGGACGCAGAGCUGCCCCUGGAGGAGUACGUGCCCAAGGGCCUGGAGCUGGCCACCCUGCGGCCUGAGAGCCCCACGCCCCCGGACCAGGGCUGCCACGACCACAGCCCUGAUGGGGACUCCAGCUCUGACUACGUGAACAACACCUCCGAGGAGGAGGAUUACGAUGAGGGGCUCCCCGAGGAGGAGGAGGGCAUCACCUACUACAUCCGCUACUGCCCCGAGGACGACAGCUACCUGGAGGGCAUGGACUGCAACGGGGAGGGGUACCUGGCGCAUGGCACGCGCCACCUGGAGACGGACGAGUGCCAGGAGGCGGUGGAGGAGUGGACAGACUCGGCAGCCCCCCACCCGCGCGGCCACGGGGACGAAGGCAGCCCCGACUACCGGGACGGCCACCUCCCCCUCCCGGAGGACGAGACCUCUGUCCUGGAGGCCCAGGACCAGGAAGAAGGUGUCCACUACUGCCCCAAUGAAGAGGGCUACCAGGACUACUACCCCACGGAGGCCAAUGGGAACACGGGCAGCCCCUCACCCUAUCGUCCGAGGCGUGGGGACGGGGACCUGGAGGACCAGGAGGAGGACAUCGACCAGAUCGUGGCCGAGAUCAAGAUGAGCCUGAGCAUGACCAGCAUCACCAGUGCUGGAGAGGCCAGCCCUGAACAUACACUGGUGCGGGGGCCCGAGCCAGGGCCCGGGGACUCCACGGAGGCCUGCCCGCCUGGCGAGGCCAGCCACGGCCCUAGCAGACACGAGGGAAGGCCCAAGUCACUGAACCUCCCUCCUGAGGCCAAGCACUCUGGAGACCCCCAGAGAGGCUUCAAGACCAAGUCCAGGACUCCAGAGGAGAGGCCGAAGUGGCCCCAAGAGCAGGUUUGCAAUGGCUUGGAGCAGCCAAGGAAGCAGCAGCGUUCUGAUCUCAAUGGACCUGUGGACAAUAACAACAUCCCAGAGACAAAGAAGGUGGCAUCAUUUCCAAGUUUUGUGGCUGUUCCAGGGCCCUGUGAACCAGAAGACCUCAUUGAUGGGAUCAUCUUUGCUGCCAACUACCUGGGGUCCACCCAGCUGCUCUCAGAACGUAACCCUUCCAAAAACAUCAGAAUGAUGCAGGCGCAGGAGGCCGUCAGCCGGGUCAAGAGGAUGCAAAAGGCUGCUAAAAUCAAGAAAAAAGCGAAUUCGGAGGGGGAUGCCCAGACUCUGACCGAAGUGGAUCUCUUCAUCUCCACCCAGAGGAUCAAGGUGUUAAAUGCGGACACACAGGAGACCAUGAUGGACCACGCCUUGCGCACCAUCUCCUACAUCGCGGACAUUGGGAACAUUGUGGUGCUGAUGGCCAGGCGCCGCAUGCCCCGGUCAGCCUCUCAGGACUGCAUCGAGACCACCCCUGGAGCCCAAGAGGGGAAGAAGCAGUACAAGAUGAUCUGCCACGUGUUCGAGUCCGAGGACGCCCAGCUGAUCGCACAGUCCAUUGGCCAGGCCUUCAGCGUGGCCUACCAGGAGUUCCUGCGGGCCAACGGCAUCAACCCCGAAGAUCUGAGCCAGAAAGAGUACAGUGACAUCAUCAACACCCAGGAGAUGUACAACGAUGACCUCAUCCACUUCUCCAACUCUGAGAACUGCAAGGAGCUGCAGCUGGAGAAGCACAAGGGCGAGAUCCUCGGCGUGGUGGUGGUGGAGUCAGGCUGGGGCUCCAUCCUGCCCACAGUCAUCCUGGCCAACAUGAUGAACGGCGGCCCGGCGGCCCGCUCGGGAAAGCUGAGCAUCGGGGACCAGAUCAUGUCCAUCAACGGCACCAGCCUGGUGGGGCUGCCCCUUGCCACCUGCCAGGGCAUCAUCAAGGGUCUGAAGAACCAGACGCAGGUGAGGCUGAACAUCGUCAGCUGUCCGCCGGUCACCACGGUCCUCAUCAAGCGGCCUGACCUCAAGUACCAGCUGGGCUUCAGCGUGCAGAACGGGAUCAUCUGCAGCCUCAUGCGAGGGGGCAUCGCAGAGCGAGGAGGCGUCCGAGUUGGCCAUCGCAUCAUUGAGAUCAACGGGCAGAGUGUGGUGGCCACGGCGCAUGAGAAGAUAGUCCAGGCUCUUUCUAACUCGGUCGGAGAGAUCCACAUGAAAACCAUGCCGGCUGCCAUGUUCAGGCUCCUGACGGGCCAGGAGACCCCGCUGUACAUCUAGGCCCCCAGCCUGCACCGCCCAGCCGUCUGGGUUCAGCGGAGCUGGAAAGGCUGGACCCAGGACCUGACCCCGACCCCACAGCCUACCCAAGGACACUGGCUCCUCUGAAGGGUGUGCCCUCAUGACCCAACUUUCGGUGUUUUUUUUUGUUUUUGGACAAAAGGGGUAUGUCUUCAUCAAAGGAGAGUCACAGGAAGCGAUCUCUGUAAAACAGUCACGUGUUUUGCCCAUCCUGACCCGUGUUCUCGUUGUGGCGGCAAAGGGUGUUUCUUUGUACCCGUGUGUGGUGUGGAGUGUGUCUUUCCUCCCUGAAGCCGUGGAGAGCGGACGUGAAGGGAGCCCUGCGAGGACAGCAAGCUCGGGCGGGGGGACAGCGGCCGUCCCCUCCUGCCCCCUCCUUCCCCUGGGGGGGGGCUGGGUGCUUCAGGGGAGGGCGCCCUGACAGCCGCAAGGGGGCCGGUGGCGCUGCUGCAGCCCGGAUCCCGGGGUGGGAUUUGUAAGUGAAGUCCGGGAACCUGUGAUUGUAUUUAACCAGAAGGGAGACGCUCCUGAGUUAAAUAAAAGAUGAUGGCUACAACAGCGAAACUCCAUAUUUAUUUAGACAAUAUCACGGUUUUGACUUUUACUUUGACAAGCCGUUCUUGAGACUUCAGGGUUUUCAGAUGGCCCACCAGCACACCUGCUGCUCCUGUCCUCACCCGAGGCUCCGAGGCUCCAUGGACUUGUGUGGGCACCCUUCCUGCUGGCCGCCUCUCCCCCGACAAGCCCCCCAUGGGGUGGGGCCCGCCGGCUCCUCCUCCCAGGGACAAGGGACGCAGCGGCAGCCUUCUGUUUCCAAUCUCUGUCUACACACACACAUCCACACAC
Messenger RNA from Ailuropoda melanoleuca (giant panda), 3333 nucleotides. RefSeq names its product amyloid beta precursor protein binding family A member 2 (gene APBA2). NCBI's taxonomy places the organism in Eukaryota, Metazoa, Chordata, Mammalia, Carnivora, Ursidae. Gene Ontology annotation, molecular function: protein binding; amyloid-beta binding. The record is from RefSeq and is a predicted model, not a curated record. Gene Ontology annotation, cellular component: dendritic spine; cytoplasm; plasma membrane. Gene Ontology annotation, biological process: chemical synaptic transmission. The coding region runs from base 202 to 2466 and encodes 754 amino acids. The transcript is spliced from 14 exons.